Cimex lectularius (bed bug) is the source of this 1254-nucleotide messenger RNA. Its product is annotated as transmembrane protein 53-A-like. The transcript has 6 exons. Gene Ontology annotation, molecular function: serine hydrolase activity. The record is from RefSeq and is a predicted model, not a curated record. Bases 40 to 996 code for a protein of 318 amino acids. Lineage: Eukaryota; Metazoa; Arthropoda; Insecta; Hemiptera; Cimicidae.
GCGUUGCAUAGCAUUGCAUCGGAUAAAUCAAACGUGCUGAUGGCAGGCUUUUUGAUGAACAAGUACGCGAUUAAUUUAUUUAACGGUCUGCAAAAGGUGAUCACCAGACAGGUUUUGCAGGUUGAGAAAAGAGAUUUCCAUAAAGCAAUGACUCUUCGCAACCAACAAAAACCUUUAAACCCACAAUUUGAGCUGUAUACUGCAGAUAAAUUCUUAAAUCCAAUUAAACCCAUUACAAAUGAUCCAACAAGUCGGCCUUUGGUAGUUUUGAUAGCAUGGAUGCUCGCUAAGAAAAAGCACAUUGAAAAAUACAGUGAAAUAUACUUAAAACAAGGCUUUGAUGUAUUAUCAGUAACGAUGACUCCUUGGCAGUUUCUUUGGCCUACAACUGGAGCACAGCCAAUUGCAGAUGAAUUGCUCCAAUACUUGAAUGAACAUUCGAAUCGGCCCCUUUUACUUCAUGGGUUUUCAGUCGGCGCUUACCUUUGGGGAGAAGUACUAGUCAAGAUUAAUACAGACUUACCAAAGUAUACGAAACUUAUCGACAGAGUCAAAGGCCAAAUAUGGGAUUCGGCUCCAGACAUUGCUGAACUUCACAAAGGAAUACCAAGAGCAUUGGUACCUGGAAAUUCUCUUCUUAGAGCUACAGUUGAAAAAUAUGUCGUCUACCAUUUGAGUACAUUCCAGAAUUCAGUCACCCAACAUUACAUCAGGUCAAGCCAGUUGUUCCACACAACACCUAUUAGAGCACCGACAUUACUUUUCAUCUCCAAGAAUGACCUUAUUGCGACGGAAGCGUCAAAUCAAAGAGUCCGCAAAUCGUGGGAAUCAUUGGGAAUGAAGGUUUCCUGGAAAUGUUGGGAUAAAUCAAAACACGUUUCACAUUUCAUUUUGCACCGUGACGAGUAUUUGUACGAAUUGAAUUCUUUUAUUGCUUCGCUAGACCUCUUUUCUCAGUAUGAGGAGGUGAAGGAUAAAAUUAAGGCAAAGUUGUAAAUCAAUUUUUAAAUAAAAAUAAUAAUGAUGUUUUUCAUCAGUCAUAAUUAUUGUUACCUUUAUGCCAAUUGUUUGUUGUAAUUAUUAAUCUAGUUUUUCUUCAUUGUAACAAAAUACAUAAACUCGUCAGAAUAAAGUAUUAUUAAUUGGAGUGAACUAAAUCUGGCCAAAUAAUUUUUAAUCACAAUUUACUAUGUAAACAUGUGUGUAUGUAAUGCUGUUAAUGAAGGGUAAAUAAAUAAAAACAUUAAACAUUUA